Messenger RNA from Dreissena polymorpha, 6668 nucleotides. RefSeq names its product mucin-22-like. Bases 111 to 6668 code for a protein of 2185 amino acids. The record is from RefSeq and is a predicted model, not a curated record. The transcript has 13 exons. Lineage: Eukaryota; Metazoa; Mollusca; Bivalvia; Myida; Dreissenidae.
UCCAGCCAGAAGAGAAAACUAUAUUGGAACCAUUCUGUGUCGAUUAUAUCUAAAAAAAAUAGGCCUGAUUACAUGGGUCAAUUUAACUAGUCAUUUAGUGGAUAGAUCGGAUGCUUAAAAUGCGACUGUUUCUUGCAACACUUCUAUAUGCCGCCACAUCAGUGCCAAAUGUCGCCGCCAGGGGUCGCCUUAUGGAGCCCACGCAGAGGUCAAGUCUGUGGACACGAGGCUUCGACUCACCUGUCAACAAUGACGACUCCGGUUUGAACUGUGGUGGUAUGUGGACACAACACGGUGUAAACGGCGGCAAAUGUGGCGUCUGUGGUGAUCCCUACAACAUCCGUCCCCGUCCCAACGAGCCAGGGGGUAUCUAUGCCAACGGAAUCGUCUCUAACAAGUACACAACCAACGACACCUCAAUCCUCGUCGUGGUGGACCUUCAGAGUUUCUUGGGCGGCCAUUUCGAGUUUCGUAUCUGUCACAACAAUGACCCGAAGGUCUCCGUGACGCAGGAUUGCCUCGACGAACAUCAGCUCAAAGUCUGGGACGUUUUCAGCCAAACGCCUACAUUGAGGUAUUUCCCAAAGCGCCUUGGCAUCCAGAGACUCCGGGUUGAGCUACCCCGAGGAAUGGUGUGCGAACUGUGCGUCCUUCAGUGGAAAUGGAAAACGGCCAAUAACUGGGGCAGGUGCGCUGACGGAACGAGUCGUUUAGGAUGCGGCCCUCAGGAGGAAUUUUACAACUGCGCCGACAUUUCUAUCGAGGAAUCCACAAACCCUUUCAACAUCCCCAGCAUAAACGACCUAACACGGGCCUCGCCCAUCGUCUCCAAGAACCUCCACACCUCCAAUAUGGACAUAGGCUACGAUAGUUUCGCCGACAACGAAAUUGCUGUAGCCCCCAAUGCAAUGCGUUUUUUGCCUAAGGACAUCGUUCAAGCCGGAAAUAUCGGCCCAGUGAUUCCGAAGUUCGAUUUCUUCGACGCAUCAACUGCUGCUCCAAAAAUAAACAGUGACAAUGUUCAACAGAGCAACAUAGCUAUUUCAAAAGGCGAGAAAUCGGCUUCCGUCUUGGAAUUAAAGUUCAACGGAGAGGUAAAGGCAGAGUCGUCAACCGCAACUGUUGCAACUGGAAACACUGUUGUAGAUUCGCAAGUAGGUACGGUUAAUUCUCAAGAGUUUGCAAACAAUGAAACAAGCGUUAAUGCAACUGAGGCGAGGGCUGUAAUAAACGUCACAACUGUUACUGACGUAGAAGUAAACAAUGACACCGUUACAGACAAAUCUACCAAUGACUUAAACACGACAUCUUUGGAGUCUACGACAUCCUUGGAGUCUACGACCUCAAACUCAACUCAACUCAAAGGCGAUUUAACAAUAGAACAAAACAAUGCAACUGGAGUCGCCAUAUCAUUUGAACAGAGUAUAGCAACUGAAACAGUAGUAGCUAAUGAAACAACAACUGCAGUACCCGAAAAAACGUCGAAUGCAUUAGCUACCGAACCAGAGAUCACUACUGAAAAGAUUAACAGAGGAGGGAUAGCCAUUUCUGCUUUUGGCAUUGGUGACGUGUCCCUCGGAGGAAUGUCAGUAGUCGUCGGCAUGGGAGCCGGAAACAGCACCAAGGAUGCAUCUAACGACGUGGCUGCAGAGACCAACGCUCGAGUCCGACGCCAGGCGGGCCGCAUGCCCCCACCACCGGGACAGGAAGGUCAGGGCACGGUCUCCUUUGGGGGCCUCAUAGGGGACUCAUUCGGGUCCAGCUCAUCCAGGACUCAGCACGUGUUUAUGACAUCAUCGGACUUUCAGCAACGUGGCGCUUCGUCAAAAACCGAUCCCGCAAACAUUGAGGCCCUAGGGGAACUUGACGCUAUGGGUAGCCCAGUAAGCAGUGACCGACGCAAGCCGAUGGGCACAAUCGAUCUUCAAAUACAGAACACCCAGACAGAUUAUGCAAAUGAAAUGGGCCAGUCGCCUCUGGAGUCUACUGCGCCACAAGGAUCUUUAAAGAUCCCCAAACCGCCCAGACAGUCCACCGCUGAACUACGCGCCGCUAUUGCAGAUGCUCCUCUGAUAUCUUCGUCUGUUUCUGGGACGAGUAAGAGUAACUCGCCGGCGGAUCUGCUGGGAGUCAGCUACAUUGAUGAACUGUCGGAAGGUCAGUCCAACCAGGCCGAAACAUCAACCGCCGCGCGCCACGGAACGAUGAUCGUCAGUGCGGAUCAACCAAUCAAAGGAGGCGGUUCAAAAGUGGAAUACCUCUCUGAUAGAACAGGUUCGUCAAUGUCGGAGUCUUUGGGUGACACGCGGGCGGAAAUACGAAGCGCCACCAUGGGGAUGAACAGAUUCGGCUACCAGCCAACAGCAGAACAGGUGCUCGCUGGGCAAGUGGGAAUCGAUCACCCCACACGACAGAUUGACACUACCGACCAGGAAACUACCGGGACAGCUGCAAAUGACGCCGCUAGAUCGGUUCCCAGCAUUCUUACAUCCAUUCUAGGCGCUGGGGCGGAUGCCAAAGUCACUGACGAACAAUUAGAUCCUGCAGUGCAGAAAACCAGAGAACAGCUCAUUCGUCAACUGGGCGAGGCCAUGGGAGUCAUUGGUGACAACGCAUUGGUUGGAGGAGGAUCUAAUGCCGGAAAAACGGGCGUAGUCGGGGCAAAUGAAGGCAAAGUGGGCGGAGGAGGAGGAGGAGUUUCACCUAACAACAGAAGUGGAAAUGAGGUGUUUGGAUUGGAAAGCGGUGUGAACUUGCCUACUCAAAAGCCUCAGAAACAAGCUGCUAACGCUAACUCUCGCCCUCAAAAAGCUAUUUCAAAUAAUGAUCAGCAGCUUGGUUCGACUCUCGAACAAGGAAUGUUCGACACAGCAAUGACCCCGUCAAAGCCAAGCAGUUCCCAAACGUCUUCAAGCUCUGUAAUCUCUGUAAGCUCUGUAAAGGCGUCGACAGUUGGUUCUGAGUCGGCGGAUAUGUCAAGUCUUAAAAUCCUUCAACAGGCUGGACUCGACCUUGCUACUCUGAGAGCUGCAGGUAUUGACAUUAACUCAUUGAUGGGCAACAUGAAUAUGGAAACGCCUAACUCGAAACCAGCAAUACAAGAGGUUACACCGACUCGACGGCCAGCGACCGAUGUGACAACAAAGCAAACGCUACGUCAGUUGGCCAUGGGAUCAAAGCCGUCGCCUACGGAGCCCUCUUUAGUUCAUACGCCUCAAGAACCAAAGCCAACAGAUGUGGUCGACAUUGGUACCGCCGGUCUGUCGCUUGAGGAAAUGAUGGCGAUUCUAAACAUGGAACAACAGGUCCAGUCCGGCGGAUCUGCAACAAACAUCGGCACUGAAAGUGUUCUGGCUAAACGGGCGGUUAAAACUACCGAACCAGCAACUUCAACAGCUGGAAGUAGCAAACAAAGAACUGAUAACGCAAAUGGAUCGCUUAAAACAAAGACUGGAGCACAAGCGGUAAACAACAAAAUUGGUAUGUUUGGAACAGGUAUAGAGCAUCAAGCUGCCACUACCAAUGUUAAGAAUGAUGUCGGUAGGCUAGGAUCGGAUUUUGAGUCUCAGAUUGCAAACACUGAAAUCGACAUGUUUGGAUCUGGAACCGAAAGUCAAGCUGUAAAUAACAACAUGGACAGAUUCAGCACUGUAACAGGAGUAUCACAGAACAUGAAAACAUCGACGUCCACAUCGUCUUCUUCCGUUUCAAGCACCAAACCAAAGGAUGGUCCAACUAUUGGUACAUUGACAAUACAAACUCAAAUGCAAGAAAGCGCACUAUCUCAAGAAAUUAAUCCUAAUAUGAAAUAUUCACCGAAAACUCAAAGUACUGCGUUCGAUACCGUCCUUAUGGAGGCGAAAGCUAUUCCAACUGAUGUACAAAAGAACACAGGACAAGUGUCAACGACUUCAACGAAUGCAACUAAUAGCUCUGCAAGUCAAGUGGGAUCGCAGACAUUAUCAUUUACCCAGGAAGAUCUCGCAAUGCUUCAAAACGACCCACUUCUAGAUCUUUUCGGCGGAGAUAUGACCGCUCUGCAACGCUUCAUUACCACUGGAAUUAUUGAUGGUGCAGAAACCCCAUCAACCCCAAAGGGUAACAUUUCGGCAAUAACAUCCGUCACAUCGACAACAAACACACAGGCGGUUCAGGCGCCACCUCAGGUGAACAGAGGCAACACCACUCAAUCGACUGUGAUGACUAUGGAAGAACUUUUCACGGCAACUGGAAAUAACCCGCAAGGCACAGGACCAGAAAUGAGUCAAGCCGAAAUGGCUGCAAUGGAGCAGUACAUGAUUUCUCAAGGUUUAUUUGGCAGAGCAGGAGUCAAUGAAGGCAUCAUAGAAACUCCAAAAUCAUCAACUGGCAAUGUCGACUUAGUAGGCAAAGCGACAGCAACAACGUCCACCCAGGCGCAACGUACUGUCAUUAAUGGUAAAGAAGACACCGAUUUGGGAACACUGAUGAAAACUAUUCAAUCCACUGGAACCAAUGUGAACGCUGCAUCGCAAACGAUAAGCUUGGCCGAUAUUCUUUCGGGGAACGUUAAUAUGCAUGCUUCAAUAGAUUCUAGUGCACAAACAAAGAGCACAACUGCGGAACAGACACAAGCCAGCACCAAACUGGUUGGACUUGACUCUUUUACUUCUGAUGCAAAAAUGUCAGCUGAACCUACUGUUAGUACUUCCACAAGUACAGCCAUCGUCACCACAGAACGACUUUCCAGUGGAUUGGCGAUUGACACGCCCACUACAACAUUAGCAACAUUAGCAAUUGGCAACAACCAAGCCGUUGACGCUCCAAUUUCCAUUUCUGGUAUGAUAAGUGAACCCGUGUUUGAUUCACAGAAUAGCAAAACGGACGGCGUCAAUACCUCCAAACAGUCCACAGUCGUGACAACAAUUGAAACAAAUAUUGGACUGAGCACUAGAAAUAACGGACAGACCCAGCAACAGACAUCAGCAACAGAUACAAUGGCAAUGGCUAGUAAUAUGAAUUUCAAUGAAGUUCAAUCGAAUUCACAAUCUUCUUCAGCAAAAGCAACAACGACGACGCAAGCUGAAAGGGCACCUCGUGUAAAUGAUCAACAGUACAAUUCAAUGGAAAAUCAGGCCCAGCGAGAAAUACAGAUUUUGAUUCAGCGUCAGAGAGAAGAGCUCCGGAUGCUAGAGGACCAGAAACGAAUACAACAACAACAGUUACUGGCUGAGAAACAGAGAAUGGAAUUCGAAAGGCAACAGAUGGCCAUGCGCAAACAACAAAUGGAAAUUGAUGCAAUGCGACAAGAAAAAUUUCGGCAACAGCAGCUCUUGGAACAACAGAAGCAACAAAUGGAACGCGACAGGCUACGCUUAGAACAGGAACGUAUCCAAGCUAUCGCUGUCGCAGAGAAAAGGGCAGCUGAGGAAGAACGGUUGCGUCUUGAAAGACAGCAACUUUUGGCGGAACAAGAAAGACAACGUCAAGCGCAAAUUGCUCUUCAAAAAGCUGAGGAGGAACGACAACAGCAGUUCGAAAUUCAGAAACAGAGGGAAAUAGAGCUUGCCCGACAAAAGGCUAUUGAUGAAGAAAAGCAGCGUAUAGAGCUUGAGCGGAUACAACAGGCUGAACUAGCAAAGCAAAAGGCGUUAGAAGAAGAGAAAAGAAGAAUGGAAGAGGAACGCAAAAGGGCGGCAGCAGCAGAGGAAGUGAGAAUGUUAGCGGAAAUACAGGCUGCAAUGGUCAAAGAGGAACAGACGAAAGCUGCUGCCGAAAAAGCUGCUGCGGAGAAAGCUGCGGCUGAAAAGGCCGCUGCUGCUAAAGCUGCGGCGGAGAAAGUGGCUUUGUCAAAAUCUGCGUCCUUAAAUAUUACGGCAUCUGCAGGGCUAUCCAGUGCAGACGCUCAAAUGCUUGCUUCAUUAUUGGGAGGCCAAACAAACCAAGCUGGUGUUUCUGCGGGUCUUGCUGCCCUUGGUCUUGAUGCGAACACACUUAUGAAAAUGAUCGGUCAACCUCUGCCAACUGUGCAGGCGGUGGUAACAACUCCAGCGCCAAGAAAGAUACCAAUUAGACCGGAUCCUCAAACCAGAAAUGAAGUACGGCAAAUCUUCCUUGACAACAUGAGACCUGGGGUCGAUCCAUUGUCCAUACUUGUAGGAUUCACACCUGAAAAAUUAAUGAGAGCUGGCGUCAAUCCAAUGAUCGCACAAAGCGCUGAUCUGGCACAAAUAGUUCCAGUUGUAGAACGAACCCUUGGUAUUCAACUUAAAAUGCUUCCAACUCGAGGAGGAGCAAGAGGUAUGGGAGGACCUAUGGGACAACGGGAUCCAUUCGGCGGACUUCCAACGCCUACUGAUGGUAACCAGAGGCGUCAAUUCCUGCUAGAGCAAAGGAUGAUGAAUGAAAUGAUGCAGGUGUUCGGAUUAGCGCCUGAGCCACUGGAACCGGGUGACCCGGGUUAUCGCGGACCUGGUGCCACUGGAGCAGGAGCUGCUCCUGGGGCAGGUGGUGCUGCGGCUGGUCCUUUUGAUCCCGAGGCUCAGGCUAUGGCAACGCAGGGAGCAUAUCCAGACAUGGCCGGGAUGGGUGGGAUGGGUGGAAUGGAUAUGGGGGGCAUGGGUGGAGGGGUGGGAGGAGGGGCGGCGGGGGGAACGCAAGGGCGAAUGAUGGAAAUGCUCGGGUUGUAG